Physeter macrocephalus (sperm whale) is the source of this 1464-nucleotide messenger RNA. It is a transcript of the gene TRIM50, whose product is annotated as tripartite motif containing 50. Bases 1 to 1464 code for a protein of 487 amino acids. The record is from RefSeq and is a predicted model, not a curated record. Gene Ontology annotation, cellular component: cytoplasm. Gene Ontology annotation, molecular function: ubiquitin protein ligase activity; zinc ion binding; protein binding. Gene Ontology annotation, biological process: protein ubiquitination. The transcript is spliced from 6 exons. NCBI's taxonomy places the organism in Eukaryota, Metazoa, Chordata, Mammalia, Artiodactyla, Physeteridae.
AUGGCGUGGCAAGUGAGCGUGCCCGAGCUGGAGGACCGCCUGCAGUGCCCCAUCUGUCUGGAGGUCUUCAAGGAGCCCCUGAUGCUGCAGUGCGGCCACUCCUACUGCAAGGGCUGCCUGCUGUCCCUGUCCCGUCACCCGGACUCGGAGCUGCGCUGCCCCGUGUGCCGGCAGGAGGUGGACUGCAGCAGCUCCCCGCCUAACGUCUCCCUGGCGAGGGUGAUCGAAGCCCUGCAGCUCCCCGGGGACCCUGAGCCCCAGGUCUGUGCGCACCACCGGAACCCUCUCAGCCUCUUCUGUGAGAAGGACCAGGAGCUCAUCUGCGGCCUCUGCGGCCUGCUGGGCUCCCACCAGCACCACCGGGUCACGCCUGUCUCUACCGUCUACAGCCGCAUGAAGGAGGAGCUAGCAGCCCUCAUCUCCGACCUGAAGCAGGAACAGAAGAAGGUGGAGGAGCAAAUUGCCAGGCUGGUGAACAACAGGACCCGGAUUGUCAAUGAGUCUGAUGUCUUCAGCUGGGUGAUCCGCAGUGAGUUCCAGGAGCUGCACCAUCUGGUGGACGAGGAGAAGGCCCGCUGCCUGGAGGGGGUGGAGGGUCACACCCGUGGCCUCGUGGCCUCCCUGGACAUGCAGCUGGAGCAGGCCCGGGGCGCUUGGGAGCGGCUCGUCCAGGCUGUGGGUGUGUUGGAGCAGUUCGGCAACGAGAGUCACCAUGAGUUCAUCCGGAAGUACCAUGCCAUGGCCUCCAGUGCAGAGCUCCAGCAGGCCCGGCCCCUGGAAGGCGCGUUCAGCCCCAUCUCCUUCAAGCCAGGCCUGCACCAGGCUGACAUCAAGCUGACUGCGUGGAAAAGGCUCUUCCGAAAGGUUCUGCCAGCCCCGGAGUCCCUCAAGCUGGAUCCUGCCACGGCCCACCCCCUCCUGGAGCUCUCCAAGGGCAACACGGUGGUGCAGUGUGGGCUCCUGGCCCAGCGGCGCGCCAGCCAGCCCGAGCGCUUCGACUACAGCACUUGCGUCCUGGCCAGCAGGGGCUUCUCCUGCGGCCGCCACUACUGGGAGGUGGUGGUGGGGAGCAAGAGCGACUGGCGCCUGGGGGUCAUCAAGGGCACAGCCAGUCGCAAGGGCAAGCUGAGCAAGUCCCCAGGGCACGGCGUGUGGCUCAUCGGCCUGAAGGAGGGCCGGGUGUACGAGGCCUUCGGCUGCCCGCGGGCGCCCCUGCCCGUGGCCGGCCGCCCUCACCGCAUCGGCGUCUACCUGCACUACGAGCAGGGCGAGCUCACCUUCUUCGACGCCGACCGCCCCGACGACCUGCGGCCGCUCUACACGUUCCAGGCCGACUUCCAGGGCAAGCUCUACCCCAUCCUGGACACGUGCUGGCACGAAAGGGGCAGCAACUCCCUGCCCCUGGUGCUGCCCCCGCCCAGCGGGCCCAGCCACCUCACCCCCCCGCAGCCCACCAAGCCGUAG